CGUAAGCUUUUGUACAUCUUUUAUUUAGUGCAAUAAAUGUAAUUAAAAAAAGAAACAAAUAAAUAUUUUUUAUGACAUUAUAUGUAUUGAAACUUUUUUUAUUUGGUAUCAAAUGACAACCAAAGUAUAUUAAUUGAAAUUUUUAUAAAUUAAAUAAUAAGUACAUUAUCUUGUAAAAUUUAUUUUUAACCUCACUAAGAAAAUAUGUCGUGGUACAGUGGUGGUUAAUAACGAUACACAAAUCAGCCGGAUUGAUCUAAAAAAAGAAAACUUACGUUAUUAAUAAAUACUAUGGUAUUACGAAGAAGUUGUAUUUUUUUACAAAAUAAUUAUCCAAAAGUUAAAUUCAAUACAACGUUUAACAAAAGUCGUAAUUUUGCUCGACAACAUGUUCCUAUACCAAUACUUACACCUCAGGAGGUUACUAAAAUUCUUCGUUCCAAUGAAUUUACCAAAGAAUUUGAAAGUCCAAGCCCAAUAAAAUAUUACGAUUCCAAUCAGCUUGCAUCGAAUAACCCAGUUGAAGAUACUAGAUCUGAAGCAAGAUGUAAAUUAACUAAUGGAUUUUUAUUAGGAAUAUUCGAUGGUCAUGGUGGUAAUUCAUGCUCUCAAGUAAUUUCGAAAAGACUGUUUUAUUACGUUUCUGCUUGUCUUUUAUCGCCGGAAACUCUAAAGAAAGUACUGGAAACUGAAGUGACUUCAAAACAAAUAAAAGAAAAAUUAUUAGAGUCUUUUAAUGAUAAUUUUGAAUUUGUAUCUGAAUUAGGAAAAUUAUAUUGUGAAAGUUUUUUGACUUUCGUAAGAGGUUUAUCAGAUAAACCAUUAAUAAGUUCAUCAGCAGAAGUAGCACUGCAAAAUGCAUUUAUUAGUUUAGAUCAGGAUUUAUCAAAUGAAGCUUUAAAAAAGUUAGCUAGACGUGAAGCAGCAAGAACACUAUCUGUAGCUAUGUCAGGAUGUGUUGCAGUAGUUGCUCAUGUCAAUGGGCCACAUCUUCAUGUAGCAAGUGCUGGAGAUUGUCAAGCUGUUCUUGGUAUUUAUAAUGAAAAUGAAGGAUGGACUGCCCAAGUAUUAAAUAAAAUACAUAACACUGACAAUGCAGAAGAAGUUGAACGAAUUUUAUCAGAGCAUCCACCAAGUGAAAAAAAAACUGUGAUAAAAAUGGAUAGACUUCUAGGUCAGUUAGCACCAUUGCGAGCUUUAGGAGAUUUUCGUUAUAAAUGGAGUCGAGAAAUAAUGAAAAAAAAAGUUAUUCCAUAUUUUGGAGAGUCAGCAAUACCACCUAAUUAUCAUACUCCUCCAUAUUUAACGGCUGAACCCCAAGUGACCUAUCAUCGACUAACUUAUAAUGAUAAAUUUUUAAUCAUUGCAAGUGAUGGGUUGUGGGAUUUAAUGACUCCUCCAGAAGCUGUUCGACUUGUAGGGGAACAUAUGAAAGGAAGAGUAGCACUAGCGCCUUUUAAAUUACCAGAAAAAGGCACAAAACUAUCUGAGAUAAAUAAAUUAUUGAUUGAAAGAAAAGAAGGAUUGAAAAAGCAACCGUUGGAUCAAAAUGCAGCUACACAUUUAUUGAGAAACGCACUCGGAGGAACAGAAUACGGAAUUGAUCACCACAAAUUAUCACAAUUCUUGACGUUACCUAAUGAAGUAGUUCGUAUUUUUAGAGAUGAUAUAACAAUUACUGUUGUUUAUAUGGACUCGGAUUUUUUGCAAAAUUAUCCGUCGUAAAAGAUUUUAUUUAUUGAAAAAAUUGACAUCGUUUUUAUGUGCCAUUAAUUUAAAGUUGAAGAUUGAACAAAUAAAAAAAUAAUCUUUUAAAAAUGAAC
Messenger RNA from Chelonus insularis, 1823 nucleotides. It is a transcript of the gene Pdp, whose product is annotated as pyruvate dehydrogenase [acetyl-transferring]-phosphatase 1-like protein, mitochondrial. Gene Ontology annotation, molecular function: [pyruvate dehydrogenase (acetyl-transferring)]-phosphatase activity; cation binding. The record is from RefSeq and is a predicted model, not a curated record. The transcript has 4 exons. NCBI's taxonomy places the organism in Eukaryota, Metazoa, Arthropoda, Insecta, Hymenoptera, Braconidae. Gene Ontology annotation, biological process: protein dephosphorylation. Gene Ontology annotation, cellular component: mitochondrion. The coding region runs from base 292 to 1725 and encodes 477 amino acids.